CCAAACACUCCCUUCCCAGACGCAAUGUCAAUACCUCUACUGUCAACAAUCCAUGUCCCAUGUCCUCCCGUACCUCCACUGCUAGUGCCUUGGUGCACCACAAAGCUCGACAGGCCCAGCCGCAGCAGAAGCAGAGACAGCAGCAGCAGCAACAACAACAGCAGCAACAGAAGGAGCGCAAUCGAUCAAAUAGUAUGAAUAUUGAGGCAAUCAUCAUAGCAUCUGUUUACAGCACUGAUAUUUCUAAUCGAGGUCUAAGCACAUCUUUUACUAGAUUGAGCAGCAAAAGUACAACAUCAGUUAAUACUGAUGUGUUCAACACUGAUCAGAGCACUUCUUCUACUAUAGCGUGUGAUGUUCACCAUCACACAAGUGCCCAUGAGUUAGCUGGAGGUGAUGUCUUGCGCUACCAUCCCAAUGCUCGCCCUGUCCCAGGCAUUGCUUUGAUUCAAGCAAGCAAGGAUUCUGCCGACACAGAUGAGAUAGAGGGUUCAGACUCGGAUGCUGCAUGGAGUGCAGAUUCUCGAGGACGGGGGUGGAAUCGCACUCAAACUUCAAGGGUAGCUGUGAAUACUUCGUCUUCAGGGUAUUCAAGUACUCAGCCAACUUCUCAGCGUAACAACAACAAUUGGCAGCGCAGCUCUAGUUGCAAAGAACUUCAUCAUGAUGAAGACGAGUGUGUUGGGAAGAAAGACAAAGGGCCUGCUCCCCCUAAAACUCUACCUACUAAUGUACCUGGCUCAGGUUUCAUUUACGAAUCUCCCAUCAGCAAUAAAACAGAUGCUCCAGUGACGAGGUAUGACGACAGUCGACGAUUGUGCUACAGUGCAGCUGGAAGUAAGACUCCAUCAUUGGAUCGUAGCUCUGGAGACAUGGUCGCUCCUGAUCAAAAGAUUUACUCCAGUAGCUAUCCUGGAACAACAUCCAGUCUCUCUACAGAGAGUGAAGAUGCGGGUCUCUUGGAAUCUGGUCAUGGUGGAAGUAUUGUAGUUCUGUCAAGUGACCCUUGCGGUUCGCAAGAGGAGCUUGGAAUGUCUCAUGAUGACAUUUCUCAUGGUUCUUAUGAACUGCUAGAAAGAGAACAUGAUGAUGAUAGAAGUGAACAUUCUAAAAAGCAAAUGGGUGCACGAUCAUGUAGCCUUGAUUCAGGUGGUGAUGGUGAAAUAUUUGUCAUGGAUGAUGAGAUGGAAGAAGGUUAUGAAUCAGGAAAGGCUGGGUUUGGUAGUUCUGAGGGAGGCCCGUGGUGUGAGUCCUUAGCUGCACUUCAUAAGCGGAAAAGCACUGGAGAUAUUGGAUAUGAAAUGCCACGAACAAGACCUGACCUAUUGAAAGAUUUUAAAAGGAACGAGCUGAAAGAACAACAGCAAGGUGAAAGUUUUUCUGUUUCUAGAAUGGAUGGAAAGAAACUUGUUGGAAGUGUUGUGAUUGAUCGGUGGGGAGAUUAUCGAAUGAAAGUUACUGAUCCAGGAAGCCCUUUGCCUAGGCUUCCUCUUAUCCCAUUUGACUGUAGUGAUCUUCCCACUGGCUUUGAAAUGCCAUGCACAGGUGAAGAGAGUGAUCGCAAAUUUAAGCAAAUUAAAGAGUCUCUGAAACCUGCAGAAAAGCAAGAUGAUGAUUUAGCUCUUAUUAAAAAAUAUGAAUCGGAUAGGAAAGCAAAGGAUAGGACCAGUAUUGACAUGGGUGAAAGCAAAAAUCUAGUCUUUGAUGCCAAAGGGAGGAGGUCUCCAAGAAAAGAAUCUGAUAAUGAAUUCCAAGACUCUGGAAGAACUCAAAUAGGACGUACUCGAUCUGAUCCCCACCCAGGUAAAGGUCAGAAUUUAGGGAGGCUGCGACGUCACAUGCUUAUGCAUCAAAAGUCUAUUGAUCUACCUGGUGAAGCGGAAGCCAAAGUGGAAACUAAAGCAGAAAUUACUAAAGCUUCUUCUGUGGCAAGCACUCUGUCAACAGCCAAUGACAAUGGAAAACCCAAAUCAGAUAUCCCUUAUACUCUCCAUAAAAGACAUGUUAUGAAUGGUACAGCAGCAGAAUCUGAAAGCAAUAAGGCAAAGGAGAAAGAUGUCAAGGUUGUACCCGCCACUUCUACUGGCUCUGUAAAAACGGGCUCCACAAAGGUAAAGCCUGCUCCACCACCUAGGGGGCCUGUUACGAAGGUUUCCACCAAAACUCCUCAAGCUGCACUCUCGAAGAAAUUAUCUGCAGAAACUGAGGAAGAAGAUCAAACUGUCCCUGGAAGUGUGGUAAGAUGGGGUAGUGCUCAGAAAAAAUCUCCCCCUUUAAAGAGGCCAACAAAUAUCUCAUCUCCUCCUAAACAGGCAGAAAGUAAGUUCUCUGGUGUUCAGUCACCUCCUAGUUCAAAAACCCAGCGCGCCCCUGAGAAACAAUCUCCUCCUGAAAGGCGAAUAGCUUCUGGGAAGCAUUCCCCUCCUCAAAAACAAUCAUCAUUAGACCGACAUUCUCCUCCUGGAAAAAUAUCUCCGCCGCAGAAACGUUCUUCAGAAAAACCUUCUCCCCCAGAAAAAUGUGUGUCUCCUCCCAAGCAGACAGCUUGUAAGGUCCCACAAAAGGGACCAUCCGCUUCCACUAAAGUGGAUUCAGGGAAAGCGGCAUCUAAAAAUGGGGGAACUAAAAGCCCUCCAAAAACUUCAAUAGUUGGGAAACCCAUUCCUCCCAAAAGCAAAGACAGUGGCAACGUUACUUCUAAAUCAGCAGCAGCUAAGGCUGCUCCAGUUGACCAGCUUUCAAACAGCGACAAAAGUGAAGGUGGAUCAUGUGAAGCAGUCACUCCCACUGGCAAUAUCCCUCAUGUUGAGGGCACAAAGAUCAGCCCUGUAAAGGGCCGCAACUCGAGAGAAGGAGCAGUACCAUCUCUGCCCAUAGUGAAAAAACGUGAACGAUCCCCUGUGCUGUUUGGUAGGCUGGGCUUAUCGGAGGGUUCGGCUUUCACCCCAGUUCGAGGAUAUUCUUCUCCCACUUCGACUCGACGCACCAAAUCAUUGGAUGCCCCUGUGGUUUCAGUUCACUGCUUGCCCCCUGCUGAUUCAUUUUCUAGCACAGAUGACACAGUCGACAAUAAUGGAGAAUCGAAAGGGGUAGCAACCAAGUCUAGUCUCGUUAAAAAAAUUGCUGAAAUUACUCAUGAUCCCAAUGUUAUUUUGGAGGUCCCUGAUGAAGAGAAGUCCUUAUCUCCAGCCUGUGAUGCAUCAGCAGAGACACCUUUUUGUUUAACUGAUACUAAUCAAGUUCCAAUGUUGCUUACAGCAGAGCCUUCUGAUCUCAGUCCUCUUCGUCCUGAUUCACCACACCCCUUUGCCGAAAGCUAUCCAGAGGAGGAUGACAAAUGUGAAGGGAGUCCUAACCAGGACAUUGAGCAUUUGGAAAUUCCUGAGUCCCUCCCAGAUAUCAGCCCUCAAGAAGAAAUGGCGCCUAUUGAUUUACUGCCUGUAGACCCUGAUAAAGGAGACCUACCAUCUACUGAGGAUGAUGACUGGGCAUCUGUUGAAGAAAAUCUAGCUGAUUUGAAUGAGGACCCUUCUGAUUCUGUUCCAAGUAAACAGUCGCCCACUGGUGACCAGGGUAACCGCUGUAUGGAGCAAGGAAGUGAAACACUGCUUGCAAACCGUAGGCAAUCUAUUCAAGUUCAGCCCAUUCCUCAGGAGUCUCUAGAAGAUCCUCUUGAGUAUGCUCGACGAAAAAUGUCUAUUGAAGGAAAACCCAUUCCUCAAGACAGUUUGGAUGAUGUAGUAGAUACCCAUACUAUGAGAAAUAUUUUGAGUGGUAGACCAGAUUUGGAGCAUUUGAAAAGGAAAAUGUCCAUUGAGGGUAAACCCAUUCCUGUUGAUCCAGAAUUUGAAGUGACAACUGCUCGCCCAAAGCUGCUUUCUACUCAUAUGGAGACAUUGGAUCUUCCUUCGCCUGAAUUUCCAUCUCCUGAUUUACUUUCUCCUGAUCUACCCCUCGUUGACUGCCAACCUUUUGAUGCACCCAUUUUAGCUGAUGAUAGUAUCUCUGAAUCCAAGGGAGAUGUUCCAUUAGAUUACGAAUCUCCAGACUAUGCAACACCGUAUGUUCAGUCACCAGAUUAUGCAUCACCUUAUGUUCAGUCUCCUGAGCGCCAGAUACCAAAGACUAAAUCACCUGAAUCUAGUCAAAAACCAAAUGAAGUGGAUUCUACUUCUCCAGUCCUUAUAGGCACAGGGAAAGAAGAUGUUUGUAUGAAAGCAGCAAUCCCUGAUAAUAGAGAUGAUGACUUUAGUGAUGAUAAUGUUUUUGAAGACGAAGCUUCUUUUAAUGAAGAUGAUCUUAGUAAAGAGUUUGAUCUUUCUGAAGAAUCUCUGAGUAAAACAGGUGAUACAGCCCAGCAUUUGCUAAGCCAAGAUUCUCUGUGCAAGGACAUAUCAGAUGAACCUACAUAUGUUGAUCCUAUAACAUUGAACACUGAUGACGUGGAUGAGAAAACUUUAUCAGUUUCGCUAGAAAAAGAACCAUUAAAAUCAGACUUGAAACCUCAAGAAGAAGAUGAUGACAUUCCCCCAGCCAUACCAGAAAAACCUCUGUGUCUGAGAAAACCUCUAAUACCAAAAAAGCCUGAUGUUCCUAAAAAGCCCAUUGUACUUAGAAAAUUAGAACCCCAAUAUCCUGAACUAGAGAAACCACCAGAAACUCCAGCAAAAGAUUAUAUGACUGACGAGAAGCCUUCUAUUAAACCUAAACCAGCAAUUACCAAACCAGCAAGGCUCAACAUUGUUCGGCAAAACUCUCAAGAGCAACCGGAUUCAGAAAUUGUGAUGAAGACUGGAGAAACAACUCAUGAUAAAGUCAAAAUAUUCAUUCAAGGAGCCAGUACAGAUCGUUCUCCUGAUAAACUAAAAGAUGAAGCUUCUAGAUCACGACACUCAUCUGAAGAUGCAUCCACUUCAUCUGGAGUACGUCAUGUGGGAGAGAAAUCGUCGACCUGGAGGCCAUUCCUUUUGGAAAGUAGUGGAAGCUCCAGCCUGGAAGAGGGACUGUUUCCCCCUGAUGACAGUACACAUGCUGGUGAUGAUGAUGAACCGUCAAGCACUUCCAACACUCGUGAAGAUGAAGUUACUGAUAUACCCAGUGGGUUUGGGUAUCCGUGUAUGGGUUCUAGCUUAACCAUGUCAGGAGAUAUGAUAGGUGCAUAUGGAAGUGUUUAUGCUUUAUCUCGAACUCUAUCUCGUAUCAGCGAACGCAGCACAACAUCUGAACAGGAAAGGUCUGAUCUGGAAGAUAUUGAAGAUUCCACUAAACCGUCUUCUCGUUCUGCAUCCAUAGGUGAUGAGUCCAUGAUGUCCAGUGACCAUCAGCCUAGUCUUUCAUCUGAUCCACCAUCAGGAACUGAAAUGUUGCCAGAAGAUGUCAAUUUUGAAAUAACUGCCAAGUCAAUUGGCACUCCGGAUGGUGCAGAUGCAUCCUGCACUCUUGUUCCUCCUCGACUAGUUGUGCCAGCAACUUCCCGCUCAGCUAGUGAGGGACUGAGUGACUAUGAAUUUGGUGAAUUACCAGAAAUACCCACUGAUCCUUCUCCUUUCUGCAAGGACGAUGCCACUCCCACAGCAGAGCAGAGAGACUACCUAGAUCCUCCAGGUAUAUCACGUUAUGCCUCAAUGGAAUCAGGGCUUGAUAAGAUUCCUGGCAUGUCACCUGUCACCGAAGAAGUUAUUCCAGAAGAUGAGAGUGAUCCUGAUUUGGAGUUUCAUGAGUUACCAGCACUUCCUGGUGAAGAUGGAGAAGAGCAGGAGGAGGCAUUAUCCCCUGAGGUUCUGGCAUCAGUUAUCCCACCACCUAAGUUGUCAAAAGACAGCAGUCAAAGUGACUUGCCCUCUCCGGAAGACCCAGUCAAAAUUUUUGUCGAAGGUAAUAUACCAGAAGAAUUAAGAGGGCACAUCCCACCUCCAUUGUUGCCGUCAACUUCAGAAGAAAAUAAUUGGCCCACACCUCCGUCUUCCUCUCCUCUGCCUGUGGCAUGCAAUGUACAGACUUAUGAUGCAGGUAAACCAGAGGAGGCACGCAAGGUUACAGUGACCUCUUCAUUAGAUUCAAAUGAUCCACCAGAUGAGCUUCUGAGGGAAGACCUGAGCUUUUCUGAUGAAACUGAAAAUCCCACCAUGCAAGAUGAGGAAGUAUUUGAUGAGCCAUUGACACCAUCUUCUUUAUCAUAUGAAACACUUGUGACUGUUCGCUCUAGAGACCCAACUGGACCACGUGGCUCAACUGGUGAAGACACAUCAAUGGCAAUAUCCACCUCAGAAUGGUCCAGUAGCACUAGUACUAUUCGACACUCGCAGCUUCACACUCAGUCAGGCUCAUCACAGUCAGCAAAGUCUCUUCAUUCCGCCCACUCUGCUCAUUCUGCUCAUUCAGCGCACUCAGGUCAUUCGGCCCAUUCUGCUCAUUCAGCGCAUUCAGCUAAUUCAAUUCACUCGGCUCAUUCAACUCACUCCCUCCACUCUGCUCACUCAACUCAUUCAUUGUCUCAAGCUACAUCCUUCUCUCAACUACAACAGCUGUCCCAGCUGUCCCAAUCUCAAGCUACUCUUCACUCACAAAUUCAAGCACAGUCUUUGGCUGACCUUGCGAAAGGUGAUGAUACUUCGUUGGGAGCAUCAGUGUCUGAGAGUGCUCGGGCAAGUUCAGAUGAUGUGUUCCUUACUGAUUAUGGAAGUGCAUCUUCUUCUGAGCAGCAGGACUGUGGACAAGCAGCUUAUAUAUCUUCAACAUAUUUAAAAACAACUAGAUCACAAUCAGAGCGGUCACAUCGUUCCAGCAAUUAUGAAACAUUUCAUGAAAAUCUCUAUGACGAUGAUCCAUUUAUAGCUCAAAAUAUUUUGUCUCCAACUGAGCGUCAAAUGAAACCUGUUCCCAACUAUCCAGUUAGUCACAGUCCAACUGAUGAUAUAGAUCGAUCCACACUGAGUCGUAAACGACGCUCCAAAAAGGCUUCAUCUUAUGAUACAUCUCCAAAAAGUCCAACAGCAUUUGCUGGAGAUCAAGGCUUUGAAAUGGAUUCUUACAAGAAGCAACGAAGUCGCAGUAUUACUAUGAAGUCUAAAGCCUAUUAUGGUGCAGUCGCCAGUCCAGGUUCUACUGAUGAAGAAGGUAAUACUGCCAGAAAACAAGCUACGAGGAAGAGUGUGGAAAGGCCCAAGAGCACAUCUAGAAAUAGAGCACACUCCAGAUCAAAAGAAGGACAUGGCAGUAGGUCAGAUCGGUCACGAUCAAGACACCAUGCUCGAAGCCCCCCUAGUGAUUAUUCGUCUUCCUCCUCUGAUAACGGAUCUGUUCAAAGAGCUUCUAACACUAUUCCAAGAGUUUCAAGAAGACGAAAGCAAUUUCCCUCUAGACGUCGAAGCAGAGCAGCAGCUGAAGAGGCAAGGGAUGGUAGAUUGCAUGGCAUCUCCUCAGCUGUUUCGACACCUUCUGUGUUGGGAUAUGGUGAUCCUUCAGCACACUUGAGGAGGCGAGACCGAAGUGGCAGAGAACCCCCUGGUAAAAAUGGAGGAGACAAAGCAAAUGUCACUCCUAAACAGGGAGGGCUGUCUAAACAAUCCUCUGUUUGAAUAAGGAAUCCUAACUUCUUGUUAAAUUUGUUACCAUGUGGGUAGGUGAAAAUGAUGUCUUAGUUGAGUUGACUCCACAACCAGGAUUUAAUGCUCCUACAAUUGGCUCGCAAGGCACUGCCCCUACAUACUGUGAUUUACAUGCCUUUGAUGUCAAAUACACUAUCAAGUAGUUGUUUUAUUUUAAACCUGUUUAUAAUUUUAUGUCCUGAAAGUUGAUGUGCUUAUUUGUUAAAUCCAUGAUAGCAUUUGAACACCAAACAGUAUUUGUCAUGUUAUGGACUUUGUCUUCAAAUUUUGUUAAAGACUGAAUUAUUCAUACACGUUGCACAGCAUAGCUGAUGUGUAAUGCGUGUCACAUUUCUAAAGAGUUGUAGUUUUCAUUGGUGCUAGUUCUGUUUUGGAAGAAUAACCAGGAUCAAAAUGCCUUCUUUCAAAUGUUUUCCCCCUUUUUUUCAGAUGAUUUUACUUCAUGACAUGUUGUUAAGUAUACCAUAAAUGUCUCCACUAAAUUUUGCAAUAUAUUUACCUUUCCUUUUAAUUGGAAAGGUUUUUGAUCAUUUUAACUGUUUUUUAAAUGUUGGGUAGCUUUUAAAAUUCCCACUCAGUGCAUAACUGACAGUUUGUUGUAUAUGUAGCUUAAAAGUAUGGUACCUGGAACCUGAUAUCUGAUGCCUGUUGUGCAGAGCAGAAAGGUGAUGUUAAUAUGCAGAGAUGAGACUAGUGCACAAUUUAUCAUUCCCCUUAGGUGACAGCCUUGAAGGUCAUGUAUUUUUUCAUAGUGCCCUUUUUUUCAUGAUAAAAGCUGCUUAUUUUUUGGUUGACUCAUCUCAAAGGUAGUUUUAUUGUUCCUCGCUAACUUGACGGCUCUAAACUACUACUCAAAGCUUCAAAUUUUCAUUGUUAGCUUAAAGAUUUAAUGAAGUUUCAAUAGUUAAAUCAUACACUGUGAGAAACAGAGUUUUAUAAUAGAAUUUCACUAAUAUUUCUUUGUGAUGUAAUUUACUUAAAAAUGGUUCAUAGAAAUUAUUAUUAAGAUACUUCUUCAAUAUCUCUAAAAGAUGUGAUGAAGGCUUUUAUUCUGAUGAGUUACACACUGAAAUACACAUGAAAAUUAUAUGGGGGUUAUUGUACUUAUCCUAUUGUUGAUUUUAGUAAUGCUCUUGAUUGUAGCUGACUUGCCCCUGUUUUAACAAUGUUAAGUAUGGUAACAGUCACAUUAAGCUUUGCUCAAUAGGCUAGAUUUGUUCUAAUUGCCCUCAUAGCUUGUGAAUGGAAUGAUGCUGACUUUACUGGUCAACUCAAUGAAACGAAUGCAGCAGCUAUGUCAAAUAAGUUUUUGUCGCAAAUUUUUGAAAAAAAUUGUUGUUUAAUGUCUUGUUUUUAAUUUGAAAGGUAGAUAAAACCAUUUUUGAAGGGACUCGAGAGUUAUUUCAACGGUGUUGUACCUAAUUGCUGAUGUUCCCAACUAUCUGGCUUUUUCUCUAGGCAUGAUUCUCCCUGUGAUUUUUCUGAAGGUGCUGCUUUGGAGUUAAGGUAGAACUAUAUCUGAGGCAAGUGUAUUCUACUGAAGGAAAAGUAUAGUUUGUUGUUUUUAUAUGAUGUAUGAGUUUUGUUAUGUUCUUAGCUUGUUAAUGUGUCAGAUGGUGAUAACUAACUAGUCAAAUAUUGUACAGCAGUUUGGAAUUCCUUCAAAAAAUCCUCUUUAUUAUACUGAUCUGGGCUUUUUUCUGGACCAAAAUUGCUGAAUCUUUUGUGCCAAUCAUUAUUAUUACAGUAUUAUUUUAUGAUAGAGUUAGGGUAUUUUUUAUUGAUGUUAUAGAUGGCAAAAUAAUUUGUUUAUUGUUCAGUCCCUGUUUUGCCCCCCGAUAUAGUGUUCAAGAGAAUUCUGAGAGAAUCUAGAAAUAAUUAAAACCUCUUCCAAUGGUUUAUAUGUUAGGCCUUUACUUUUACAGCUUCAUCAUAGCUGCUGGCAUGUUCAACUAUUGAAAUGCUACUUGAUCUGUAGGUGUAUCAGUAUGUGGGUAAUGUCUUGAAUUUGAUCUGAUCCCCAUUGUGAAGUAGGACCAGAAUUUUCCUCAUUUUUCACCAUUUACUCUUAAGUAGCUGCCAGUUGCCAGGUUGCAUGUCUUGAGUGCAUGUUUAACUCAGUUGAAGAGGGCAUGCUUUUCUUCUGUCUAGCACAGAGGAUCAAUGUGGAAAGCAAAGGAGCUGCAUCGGAAGAGAGUCUUGAGAUUUGAAAGCCUGGCAUGUGUCCUUUAUAAUUUUAUUCCUGGUUAGACUUUUCUUCUUCUGAGGAAUCAAGUUCACAUAAUUUAUCAAUAUUCCACUGUAGAUGUAGACCCAGUCUGAAGGACCUGUGUGAUUGUGGUCGGUGUUUGUUAGGUUAAAAUUAUCAUUACAUAGGCAGUUCUGAUAAAUGGUCAUGGUUACAUUUUACCCAGUAAGAUCUACUUGCCGUAAUAUUUUCAUUUCGUUUUCAAAUCUUUUUUUUUUUUGCAAGUAAAUUGUUAUUGCUUAUGAGGACAUUGCAUAUUCUUCUCAACUCAAAAUCUGUAAAAGAUAACAGAUAUUCUAUGCAGAUGGGUAGCUAAAAGGAAGCAUAUGAGAAACAUCAUUUACAUGAUUUUUACCCAGUUGACCAGACUCUACAAAUUAAGCCUGUAAAUAAUUUAUUUCUGACAUUUCAUCAGUCUAAUAUCUGUUUCUCAUACAGCCUUUGUUUUGUUGUAUUUUUCAGUGAUGGAAGGUACUUGCUGGUAUUAUCGUAACGGCGCUACAUACUUUAUGACCUAAGUUCCGCCUCUAUCCUCUCCCACUUCGCUUCAGCCGCAACGGGUCACAAACACAUGCACUUUACGGAGCGUAAGUGUUGUGGUCUUUGAAUGUGUAUAUGGUAAGACAAGUUGAUUUCGAUUGUUCAAGAGACAAUGUGUGCUAUAAGCAAUACCUAGUGUGUUCUGUUCAUUUUUGCUCAAGUCAGCACUGUUGGGCCACAAAUUUAUUUUGUAUGUCAGUUUUAAUGAGGCAUGAUUCACAAGCAAUUUUAUUUUUUACUAUCCAAACUAACUUGUGAAGGUAGUCAACACUGUAGUUUCUAAACUUCACCUAACCUGAGUAGCGUAUUUUUGUAAUAAGUUGUGAAUUUCCCUUAAUUUUACCAUGAUUUGACAAUCUGGUGAAAUGCAAUCUUAGUUGGGUCUAUUUUACUCAAAUUUAGAAUGUCAGCAGAGCGAGCCUAUCUACUACCAGAUCAAGUUGCAAGGAGCAUGCUUGCUCCUCAUUGAUUGGCGUUAAAGUGAUUGGUGGAUCAUGUAAAUAUUGUUAUUCUAGAUCAGUAUGGGAAACAAGUGCUUUUCAUUUUGAUUUGAUUAUUUUUCUUGGGAAAAUGCAUAUGUAGUAUGCAUAUUAAAGUAUAUUUGAGCAGAUGUAUUUUUUUAUGUAUGGCUUGCAGUUUAGUUGUUUCUUUUUUGAGUUUUGUGAGUUUUUUAUUUGAGUGAGGUUGUCUUGGUCUUUUAGCUUGUCUUACCAUAUGCAAACUUGUGGUUGUCCUAUUCUUCCUCCCCUACAAAAUUACAUUGAAUAGAAUAUUUUAUUUCUGUCAAGAAUUCUGACCAUAAUGCCCACAUAGUGCCAUAAAACCUGACCAGGUUAUCUUUUUUGUUUUGUGUUUGUUCGAUAAUUUUUUAAAAGUCUAUUUUCCUCAUUAGUUACUGACUCUGACUUCGAAGAUAAAGAGCUCAAUAAUAAGAAUAAGAAUAAUAAAUAAUGAUCUCUCUUUAAGUCAUAGUCAAUUUGCCUAAUCUCAAUCCGAUUUGAGAACAAUCUGUUCCUUUUUCUUAUCCAAGUUCGGAGCAUAUUAAGUCAUGAAUUCUGAGCAAGUUUAAUUUCCUUGCAAGAUUUGUGUUGUGAGAUGUGUUAAUGAUAAUUGAAAUUACCUGACUUGGGCUUCCUCUCAGCUACCUUUCCGUAUUGUAACCGAGCGCUAUGAACGAAAGUUGUGUUUGCUUUUGACUUGAUAGCAAGCAGCUUGAACAUGACAUAAACACAUUAUGCCAGAUUUUGUUGUUUUCAGAAAAGUGCUCUGUGAAUUGUUUUUGUUCAAUGGACCCAGUCAUCAGUGACUAUGGACUUUUACUGCAUGAUGAACCAAGUGAAUACUGUGCCAUUUGACUUAAUGCUGUAGUUUUAUCCUCAGAAGCUGCUUCUGUAAUUUUUUUCUGUGAAAACUUUUGCUGAAAACCUACACCAGCCCAAACAGUAUUAUGCAGUGCUGUUUUCAAAGCCGUUUUUAUAGCAUGGAAAUAUGGCACAACACCAUCAAGGUUUUCUUCCAUUUACGGCCUAGAUGAGUUGUGUAAGAGUCUUGUUACAAUGCUUCAAGGUUUCCCUUACUGUAAAGCUCAAUCUUCCAUUUACCUUCCACAAUGGUUUCCAUGUUGUGUAAAUGGGCUUUGCUUGGUGUUUGACUAAAGUUGUCUCAUUUGACAUAGUUUGUCAAUUAUUUCACAAUGAUUUUUUUUUUUAUCAGCCUGAGUAUUUGAGGUAUGUGAGCUUGAGCUUAUUGCAUGGUACCCGCAAUUAUUAUCCCUAUAUUCUGUUGUGGACUUUCCCAUGCUUAGUAUCCUGCACAACCAUAACAUAUGCUUUUUCUCCAAAAUUUUUAUUUCCUAGGAAAAAAUAGUUGUCUUUUUGAGUGACUGCCCUAACAGAUGUGAUGGCCUCGUUUAAAAGUAAAGGACUGCAUUAGUCGAAAUUUUUUCAAAUUUUUCUGGGCCUUUUCAGGCAACUGUUGUAAGCAGUUGUAAGCAAUGAUUGAACAGGUCUUAAUUUGAAGUUUAUCUCAUGAUCAUUAUUCUGCAAUGAGAGCUCACAUCAUUAGACAAUACGUACUUUGUCUCAAUGUCCUGAUUUUAAUUCUUGAAGGUUCCAAAUUUGUCCCCUUUGCAUUGUUACCCCUGUCAAUCCUUCCUGUUAUACAUGUAAAUAUUUGUUACCUUCCUGUUAUGGUGUUUAGGUAAAUAAUGAAACUAAUGUCUUCUACUGGUCUUUUGGCCAGCUCUCAUGAGCCUGUCAGUUGAGCAAUUCAAGAAACCUUUACAAAGUCUGUGUAUUCUAUGACCAUGGUUUGAGGAUUUGUUUGUACAGUUCUUUAUUAUUCAUGCAUAUAGAUGUUUGUGAUUUGGAAGUUUCGUAUUGGCCCAGUGUCUGGUUAAAAAUGUAUUUGUUGAUAUUUGUUAAGACAGGUGAAUGUUGAUUCUAUACUAGGUCUUAAAGUAGGCCUUUCUGGUGGACCUUUUUGAUCCUGUGUCUAGAUAUUACUGAAUUGUGUAUGAUGAUUCAAAGCGAGCCUAAUGAAUGCACCAAAUGUCUUGUGGGACAUCCCAAAUGAUUUAUUUAUAACUUUAAGAUCUUUUCCAUUUUUACUGGCUGUGUAAUCAGCUAAAAACUCAAGUGAAAUACAAUUCACUGCUAUUUAAUAAGUUUUGUAUGUUAUCUAUUCACAAAUUCAUGUGUCAUUGAUGUAAAAGUUAGACUGUAUGUUGGCAAAAUAAAUUAAUUUUUACAAAUGAAA
This is a messenger RNA of Thrips palmi, 13152 nucleotides long. RefSeq lists its product as uncharacterized. The record is from RefSeq and is a predicted model, not a curated record. The transcript has a single exon. Lineage: Eukaryota; Metazoa; Arthropoda; Insecta; Thysanoptera; Thripidae. The coding region runs from base 60 to 7577 and encodes 2505 amino acids.